Molecule: messenger RNA, 6647 nt
Organism: Protopterus annectens (West African lungfish)
Lineage: Eukaryota; Metazoa; Chordata; Ceratodontiformes; Protopteridae
Gene: ATG2B
Product: autophagy related 2B
Exons: 41
Coding region: 38-6085 (2015 amino acids)
Biological process (GO): piecemeal microautophagy of the nucleus; autophagosome assembly; reticulophagy
Cellular component (GO): extrinsic component of membrane; phagophore assembly site
Molecular function (GO): phosphatidylinositol-3-phosphate binding
Source: RefSeq, a predicted model, not a curated record
CAACGAACUUUUAGAGUCUGCUGAUGCCCCACUGGAGAUGACAGAUGGUUAUAUAAAAUCAAUUUCUUUAUCUGUACCCUGGGCUUCAUUGUUGCAGGAGAACUGCGCUCUGGAAGUUGUGGGACUUGAAAUGGUUUUCAGACCAAGGCCGCGAUUUGCAUCUGGUUCUGAGCCAAUGUACUGGUCAAGCUUUAUGACCAGUAGUAUGCAGCUCGCAAAAGAAUGUCUUAGUCAGAAGUUUACAGAUGAUCAAAGUGAAGGGCCGCAACCAAUUGAAGGACUUGAGAAAUUUGCAGAAACAAUUGAAACAGUUUUAAGGAGAGUCAAAGUGACGUUUUUGGAUACUGUACUUCGAAUAGAGCAUGUACCUGAAAAUUCCAAAACGGGAGUAGCACUAGAAAUUCGAAUUAGUAGGAUUGUGUACUGUGAUGAAAGUGGAGAGGAAUGUGGGGGAAUUAAUGUCCAUCAGCCCUCAGCAUUUGCACACAAAAAGCUAGAAUUGUCUGGUGUUACUCUCUUUUGGGAAGAGUUUUCAGGAUCUUCAAAAACAUCUCCUGUAACAUCAAUUGCACAUCAGGAAACUGAACCAAAGUUGUCUCCUAGCUGGAACCCCAAAAUUGUAUAUGAACCCCAUCCACAGUUGACACGCAUUAUGCCUGAAGCUGUUCCUUUUGAGCCUGUGCAGAUUGGCCUGCUUGUGGGUACAAUGGAAGUUAGUUUGACACUGAAACAAAAUGAAACCAUUCCUGGAGCUAAGUUGGAUGUAGAUGGGCAUAUGGACUCUGUACAUAUUUUUCUGUCUCCACGACAAGUGCAUUUACUGUUGGACAUGAUUGGAACCAUUACAGGACCAGAAAACACAGACAGGACAUCGCUGGCAAAUAAAGACAAAAAAAAUCGUCCAAUGCAGCAGGAAGAUGAGUAUCGUAUUCAGAUGGUACUCAACCACUGCUUGAAAAAGGAACCGUUUUCAGCAGGAACACCAGCAGAACAAAGUUUCUAUGAAACUGAUACAGUACGUACAACACCGAGUAGAGAGGAUGAUAUUUUCUUCUCGAUGGCAGACAUGGAUAUGUCUCACAGCACAUCUUCUCUUCCUCCUCUUGGAGAACCACCAACAGAAGAUUUGGACUUAUCUUUAAACAGCACGUAUGUCAGCUCUCCAGCAGACUCUCCUACUAAUGUCACUGGGCCACAGUCCGUUUGGGGAGACUACUCAGAACGUCCAGGGAUGGAGGAUCAAACAACAAAGGAUUCCUCAUUUUUUUCCAGAAGGAGCCCUGUUCAGAACAGGCCUCUUCAGCGGGCUGCUCUUCCAUCAAAAUCCAUUUCUGUGGAUGAUUCCAGACCCAAAGUUGUUUUCAAGCUGGUGAUAGGUGGCUUAACAGUAUCAGUGCUGCAUAUUGAUCCACUUCCACCAGCAGAAUCUUCACAGAACCUCAACCCGCUGACACCAAUGACUUCAAGUUUCUUUGGCCAAAUAGAAAAAAUUGAUCAGAAGAUACUGACUGCUAAAGAUUUUCUUCACCUUCGACAAGUAUUUUCAGAGGCAUGUUCUCAUGACCACCUUAGGUUUCUGAGCACUAACAUUAAAAUAGUGUAUGAACAGAGACAAAGCACAAAUUCACGAUGGUUUAGUACGGACAUAGCAGUUGGAGAAAUGGAACUGCUGGAAUGCCUUUUUCCCACAGAUUCGCACUCUGUGCCCUCACAGUAUACAGAGCUCAUCACUUUUGAUACCAAGAAGAGGAACAAUUCUCAUUCUUCCGCAUGUCUCCAUCUACAGUACAAACACUCCGAACGAAGGGGAGCGCAGGGAAGUCAAGCGAGACUAAGCUGUGUACCACAGAAGGCAGAGUUACAGCUAGAGCUACUUCCAGUUUUCUCUGAGGUGGAUAUUAGUAUUGUAGACAGGCUAAACUCUUUACUUCAACCUCCAAAGCUAGCCACAGCAGAGAUGAUGGCAUCACACCUUUAUACCUCAUAUAACAAGCUUGUCAGUUUGCACAAAGCAUUUGCAGAGGUUUUCUUGGAUGAGACUCGAACUCACACAAACCGGCGAGUUUCCAUUCUUUUAACUGCUCCAGUCUUGAAUCUUAGUAUACGUUUUCCAAUACCUGACCUACGAUCUGACCAAGAGAGGGGCCCGUGGUUUAAAAAAUCCCUUCAAAAGGAAAUCCUUCAUGUAGAACUUCUGGAAGUGGAGUUUAAAACUGAAUUCAGUGGUAGUUCAUCCCCAGAGCAGAUCAAAUUAGAAUUUACUUUUAAAGGUCUAACUGCAAAAUUUCAAGAAGACAAACAUACGCCACCAUUCAGUUUCUUCAGAGUCUUACAAGCUGUAGAUGGAGACAUGACAUCGUCAGACAGUGGCAAAUUUGAUUGGCCAAGAAUUGUUCUGAAGAUGAAUCCUACUGCAGUGCAUUCAGUUCUGGAAAGGAUAGCUGUAGAAGAAGACAGUCACUUUCAGGAGGAAGAAGAAAAUGGUGCCCACUCUUUGAAGGACGUUUGCGAUUUGAAAAAACCUAAACCUUCUCCAUUCUCCUCCAGAAGAGUCAUGUUUGAAAAUGAAGAGAUGGUGAUGCCAGGAGAUGCAACUGAAAUGUCAGAUUUCCAAGAUAAAGCAAUGGUUAAUUCUCGUUAUGUGCUAGAACUUUCAUUUCCAUAUAUUGACUUAACAUUGCCAAACAAAGAAUUUUAUGAAAAAAUAUAUAACCGGAUCAACAAUGAUUUGCUGCUGUGGGAACCUACAGCACCUUCGCCAGUAGAAACAUUUGAAAAUAUUACAUAUGGGAUUGGACUGUCAGUGGCCAGUCAACUAAUAAAUACCUUCAAAAAAGAGAGCUUCAGUCCAUUUAAAUCCACCAUUCAAGACGAUGAAGAAAGUGAAUCAGAGGAGGAGACUUUACAUUUUUACACAGGAUCUGAACCAAACCAUCGCUCUCGCAGAAAAAGAAAGUUAGAAACUCAGAGCAGACACAGUCAAAAUUUUCUUUCAGUUCAUUUUAGUAUUAAUCAUGGACUAGUAUCCAUAUAUACAGAUGUCAAGGAGGCGGGAAACAUUAUAGAAAACAAACAUGGUGAAUUCUGGCUGGAGAUCAACAAUUGUUCCUUGUUUCUUGUAACAAAAUAUGAAGGUUUUGAUGACAAACACUAUGUCUGCCUGCAUGCCAACUCUCUGAAUUUAUAUCAUCAAGGUUUACUGGAUGGAGCUGUUCCUACAUCUGAAGUACCAUUGCCAAGUAAAACACAUCCUCAUUGGUUAGAACCAACCAUUUAUUGCUCCGAGGAAGGUGCAGUCAGUAAACGUUCUGGUGCAGAUACUAUAGGAGGCGAGAGUUUUAAUAUGUUAUCUGCUGCCCUGAAAAUCCAGUCAGAUAAAUCAGAGAGUAACAUAAAGGCCUUUCUUAUUGCGGUCGGAUUAAGAGGAGCUACACUUCUGCACAAAGUUGUUCCCUCAGGUCGAAGCUGGCAUGAACAGAUUUUGGACUUUUUGAAUGUUUCUGAUGAGCCUGUACUAGGGUAUACACCUCCUUCUUCACUCACUACAUUCCACAUUCACCUUUGGAGCUGUGCUGUAGACUACAGGCCAUUGUAUCUACCACUACGAUCUAUACUUACUGUAGAAACAUUUAGCAUAUCCAGUAGUUUUGCAGUGGAUAAAUCAUCUUCCAUUCUGAGAAUAAUUCUGGAUGAGGCAGCCUUGUACUUGUCUGAUAAAUGCAACACAGUGGCAGUGAAUCUGAACAGAGAUUAUGUCCGUGUUGUAGACAUGGGACUUCUGGAGUUAACAAUAAUCGCUGUAAAGCCACAUACUGAUGGAGAAAAGUGUAAACCACGGUUUGAGCUGCAGUGUUCCAAUGAUGCAAUCCAUAUUCGAACCUGCUCAGAUUCUUGUGCUGCACUAAUGAACCUCAUUCAGUACAUGGCAAACUAUGGUGAUUUACAUCCACCCAGCAAAAUGGAACAUGUCAAUGGGACUAACAAGCAGCGAGUUCCUGAUAGGACUGAGAAGAUGACAACUAGGACAUCUACUCAGGGUCCACUUCUUCCAGAGGCAGAGCAGCAAAUUUUGCAGGAUUUGAUGAGCGAUGCAAUGGAGGAGAUAGAAAGUGAAGUGGUACCCUUAGCUUCAGAACCCCAAAUGAAUGGGUUUCAGAUGCCAAAGAAGGAAGUUCAGGAGCCAUCCUGCUCUGAUCUGUUUCUUUUUCCUGAUGAAAGCGGGAAUGCAUCUGAAGAAACCAGCCCCACCUGUGCCGCCUUCAGUCAUCACUUGAUGUAUGAUGAUGUGAGAGAAGUGCCUUCUGAAAGUGAUGAUUUUUGCAUUCUUGAUGCACCAAAGACCACUGCUUCUGAAAGAGAAGAAGAGCCAGUUGUAAGGAAACUGAUUGAAGGACCAGUCCAGGUACAGGAGAACUAUUUCACAAUUCCAUUGGCGAGGACAGACUCGACAAAGGCACCGCUUCACUUUCCAGUACCUCAAAACCGAUACACAGUGAAGGAGAUUUCUGUUAUAUGGCAUCUGUAUGGAGGAAAGGAUUUUGGACCUGCACCUGUUAAUGUCUUCCCAUCCAAAAGUUCUGUAAGCAGUCCUCGCAGUUCUCCAUCUCACACACCAACAAGACGUGGGGGAACUUGCACUCAUGGUGGCAAGGGAAGAAACCCAGAUGUACUGAUGGAAAUCCAGCUUAGUAAGAUAAAGUUUUUGCACGAGUUUUACCCGCAGGCAGUAUCAGAUGAUGAUUCAAACUUACCUGAGAAACCAGUAUCCCGACAAGUAUUUAUUGUCCAGGACCUUGAAAUAAGAGAUCGCCUAGCUUCAUCACAAAUGAACAAGUUUCUUUAUCUGUACUCCAGCAAAGAGCUACCAAGAAAAGCACAUUCAAACAUGUUAACAGUAAAGGCCUUGCACAUGUGUCCAGAGCUGGGUCAGGUGCCACAGGAAUGCAAUCUACGUGUAACCGUGAUGCCACUUCGCCUUAACAUCGAUCAGGAUGCUCUGUUCUUCCUGAAAGAUUUUUUUACCAGUCUCGCUGCAGAAGUGGAGCUUAUGGCUCCUCCAGAUCCAGAAGUAAAAAAAGCUCCUGGUGCUGAUGUAACUUGCAGUUUACCCAGGCAUCUCAGCAGCUUAAAGACACAGCAUCCAGACACUUUCCAUAAGGAGCAAAAACCGUCUGGUCAAAGUAGCAUGACUAAUUCUGCUGGUAGCAUUAACGGAGAACCAGAUGGAGCCAUCCCUGCAGCAUCCUCAUGCAAUGAGCAGCCAGUCUUUUUCAGAGAGUUUAGAUUUACUUCAGAAGUGCCAAUCAGACUUGAUUACCAUGGAAAGCAUGUGUCAAUGGACCAGGGUACUUUUGCUGGGAUUUUAAUUGGACUUGCUCAGCUGAAUUGCUCAGAAUUGAAGCUAAAAAGACUGUACUAUCGACAUGGCUUGCGAGGUGUAGACAAGUUGUUUUCUUAUGCAAUUAAUGAAUGGUUAAAUGACAUCAAGAAAAAUCAGCUGCCUGGAAUUCUAGGAGGAGUAGGCCCUAUGCAUUCUUUGGUACAGUUAGUUCAAGGUCUGAAGGACUUGGUAUGGUUGCCUAUUGAACAAUACAGAAAAGAUGGUCGCAUCAUACGAGGCUUUCAGCGAGGAGCAGCUUCAUUUGGAACAUCCACAGCAAUGGCAGCUUUGGAACUAACAAAUAGGAUGGUGCAGACAAUACAGGCAGCAGCAGAAACAGCCUAUGACAUGGUUUCACCAGGUCCUAAUGGUCUUGACUCAAAACAAGUCAAGCGUUACUCUCUUAACAGACUAGCUCAUCAGCCUGUUGACCUUCGGGAAGGUGUUGCUAAAGCAUACAUUGUUGUCAAAGAGGGAAUUACAGACACAGCACAGACAAUCUAUGAAACUGCUGCACGUGAGCAUGAACAUCGAGGAAUGACUGGGGCUGUUGGGGGUGUGCUACGUCAGAUCCCUCCUGCGGUAGUGAAACCUCUCAUUGUUGCAACAGAAGCCACAUCCAAUGUCUUGGGUGGAAUGAGAAACCAGAUCAGACCAGAUGUCCGGCAGGAAGAGUCACAGAAGUGGCGAGUAGGAGAUGAAUAAGAGUACUCAGCAACUAGAAUCAUAAUCAUCAGAAGGAAUCACACCCAUAAGCCCAGCCAAGUUUUAAUUCACUGACUGAAAUAAGUUACAGUUUAUAGUGCACCUGUAAAUGCUUUCAGUAAAUGUAGACUAAAUUUUUGUAAACCUCUAGUGUCCAUUACUUGACAGUAAUGUCAUUAUGAGAAUUGUAACAUAACUAAACCGAAGGAACAUUUUGAGAUGUAAAUCCCAGACACCGAAUGGAGAAGUUCUGAAGGGCAAAUAACUUUCACUGUCGGACCAUCCUUUUUGUAAGCUGUAUGAGCCUGAGAUACAGAACAGCUGUCUCCGUUACAUGCAAAUGCUAUGAUAUUCUGGUUUAACAGAUUUGUUACAUUGGUCGUCCAUUUUCAGACAUAAUAGGAUAUAUAUCAGUGAAUACAGUUUCAUUCAGACUAGUCAGACAAGUUCUGAUAUGUUGCACUUUAAAGCUUUUUGCCUGUACAAUGUGUAUAUUUAUAGUGCUAAUAUAAUGUAAUGUGCUAUAUUGCUGUGUUGAUAAAUAAAAAUUGUUAUUAUUACA